AUGUCUUCUAAAACAGAAUUGCCAGAAUACACCGACGUCACUUUGCCUCGCGAGGAGGUCGAGAAACUCUACAAGAUUAAGAGCAGAUAUGAGACCAACAAGAAGAUUGCCAAACUCGGUUUGGGAGUGUUCUUGUUCUUCGUCGCCUGUCUGGUUUUGCAGUCCGGUCCGGUUGUCCAUGGUGUCAAGUCCUUGACCCAUCCACACCCACCACAUGCGCACGGAUUCCACGGCGACCACCGCCCUCCUCCAAACUUUGAGGAGAUGCACGAGAUGGACGAGGAGCACAAGCCAUUCAAGGACUGCAAGGGAGCCAAGAAGGCUGGUAUGCUGAAGACUCACAAGAUGCACAAGGGCCACAAGAACACCAAGGGUGCUGAGGGUGAUCUGAGAGAGACCGAACACGAGGUUGACGUGGAGGAGCACAAGGCUCACGAGAGACCACACCCUAAGGGAAUGAAGAUGAAGGGCCACAAGGGAGGCAAGUUCUCUAAGAAGAAGCAGAACAAGCAUCUCAAGGAAGAGCCAAAGGAUAAGCUGGAGAAGGAGCCAAAGGAGCCAAAGGACGAGGAGGAGAAGAAUGUCGAGGUGGUCGAGAAGGAGCACAGAGAGAAGCACCACAGACCAGCUGAGGCUCAAGAGGAAGUUCACGAGGAAAACUCCGACUCUGAGUCUGACUCUGGGUCCGACUCUGAGUCCGAGAGCGAAGUCGAAAAUUAG
Molecule: messenger RNA, 720 nt
Organism: Ogataea angusta
Lineage: Eukaryota; Fungi; Ascomycota; Pichiomycetes; Pichiales; Pichiaceae
Exons: 1
Coding region: 1-720 (239 amino acids)
Source: RefSeq, a predicted model, not a curated record